AUGGUUCGGUGUGCUAAAACGAAACAAAUCGAGCGAAAGAAAUUGUCGGAUCCACAGACGAAUUCAGCUGAUCAAUCUUCAUCAAAAAUUCUUCAUGUAGUUCGUCAAGCUUUACUCAACGCUGCUGCAGAACUUGUUGCACAACAGAAAACUUCAGCAGAGAAUCCGCAGACAUCAAAUUUGAAUAUGAAUGAAAAUGCGACAAAGAAAAAGGCGAAGAAAACGAUAGUAGCUCGAAAAAAGACUCGACGAAAAUAG
This is a messenger RNA of Adineta ricciae, 258 nucleotides long. The record is from the annotation of a GenBank genome assembly. Lineage: Eukaryota; Metazoa; Rotifera; Eurotatoria; Adinetida; Adinetidae.